AUGCAGCUGAACACCAUGUCUCACCUUCCCCAAGAGCCCGAGUUCGAGCAGGCCUAUGGCGAGCUCGCCUCUGCCCUCGAGAACAGCUCUCUCUUCAACGAGCACCCCGAGUAUCGUACUGCCCUUGCUGUGGCCGCCAUCCCUGAGCGUGUCAUUCAGUUCCGUGUCGUCUGGAACGACGACAAGGGUAACCUACAGGUCAACCGCGGUUAUCGAGUCCAGUUCAACGGUGCCCUUGGCCCCUACAAGGGUGGUCUUCGAUUCCACCCCAGCGUCAACCUGUCCAUUCUCAAGUUCCUUGGUUUCGAACAAAUCUUCAAGAAUGCCCUGACUGGCCUCAACAUGGGUGGUGGCAAGGGUGGUGCCGACUUCGACCCCAAGGGCAAGUCUGAUGCCGAGAUUCGACGAUUUUGCCAGGCUUUCAUGACUGAGCUGUCCAAGCACAUUGGUGCCGAGACUGAUGUUCCUGCUGGUGAUAUUGGUGUCGGUGGCCGAGAGAUCGGUUACCUCUUUGGCGCCUACCGCAAGCUUCGCAACCGUUGGGAGGGUGUCCUCACUGGAAAGGGUCUUUCAUGGGGUGGUAGCUUGAUCCGACCUGAGGCUACUGGCUACGGUCUCGUCUACUAUGUCGAGUACAUGCUUAAGCACGCCAACCGUGGCACCUUCGAGGGCAAGCGUGUCGCUCUCUCCGGCUCCGGAAAUGUCGCCCAAUACGCUGCUCUCAAGAUCAUCGAGCUUGGUGGUUCUGUUGUCUCUCUUUCCGACUCCAAGGGUGCUCUCGUCGCUAAGGAGGGUUCUUCAUUCACACCCGAGCAAAUCCACAACAUUGCUGCCCUCAAGAUCAAGCACCAAGCCCUGACCACUUUCGAGCACGAUGGACAGUUCACAUGGAUUGAGGGCGCCCGCCCCUGGGUCCAUGUUGGUAAGGUCGACAUUGCUCUCCCCAGUGCUACUCAGAACGAGGUCAGCAAGGAGGAGGCCCAGGCUCUCGUUGAUGCUGGCGCUUUCAUCGUCGCUGAGGGUUCCAACAUGGGUUGCACUGCUGAGGCUAUUGAUGUCUUCGAGGCUCACCGCAAGGAGAAGGGUGCUGAAGCGCUCUGGUACGCUCCCGGCAAGGCCUCCAACUGUGGUGGUGUCGCUGUUUCUGGCCUUGAGAUGGCCCAGAACAGCCAGCGUAUCCAGUGGACUGAGAAGGAGGUUGAUGACCGCCUGAAGGCCAUCAUGAAGGAUGCCUUUGUCGCUGGUCUUGAGACUGCUCAGAAGUACGUCGAGGCCAAGGAGGGUGAGCUUCCCAGCUUGAUUGCUGGUAGCAACAUCGCCGGUUUCAUCAAGGUCGCCGAGGCCAUGCACGACCAGGGUGAUUGGUUCUAA
Molecule: messenger RNA, 1371 nt
Organism: Fusarium mangiferae
Lineage: Eukaryota; Fungi; Ascomycota; Sordariomycetes; Hypocreales; Nectriaceae
Product: putative glutamate dehydrogenase (NADP+)
Exons: 3
Coding region: 1-1371 (456 amino acids)
Cellular component (GO): cytosol
Molecular function (GO): L-glutamate dehydrogenase (NADP+) activity
Source: RefSeq, a predicted model, not a curated record